This is a messenger RNA of Acaulospora morrowiae, 1392 nucleotides long. The record is from the annotation of a GenBank genome assembly. NCBI's taxonomy places the organism in Eukaryota, Fungi, Glomeromycota, Glomeromycetes, Diversisporales, Acaulosporaceae.
AUGUCAUAUCACUUAUUAGUAAAACUUUCUCGUGACAUUAGUCAACUUUUUGAUACUGCCGCAUACUACGAUGUAAUUAUUCGUGUCGGCAAAGGCGCGGACGCAAAGGAAUUUCAGGCACAUUCGCUUAUACUGAGAGCUCGAUCUACUUACUUCCGUGGUAAUCUAAGGGGGGAUAGCGUAUAUGACAAGAUCCUAAUUGAUAAAUCUAACAUAACUCCGGCUGUAUUUGAGGUUAUUCUCAAGUACAUUUACAGUGGUAAAGUUGAUUUCAUGAACUGCGAAGGGCAACAAACUUUCGAUUUGCUCUACGCAGCAAAGGAACUUGGCCUUUUUGAAAUCUUGGAAAGCAUUCAAGAUCAUUUGAUCUACCAACAGACAGAAUGGAUGGAUGCUAAUUUUGUCACCCAUUUUCGCACUAUUUUCAGUCACGAUUCUUUCAAAAGUCUCCAAGUCCAUUACACCACCAAAAUUGCACAAAAUCCCUUGAGUAUUUUCGAAAAUCCCAAAUGUUUCAAUCCUGAGAUAUUGAGAUCCCUCGAUAAUUCCGGAUGUAUCAAACUUAAUGAAGCUAUGUGGGGUUUUAUUGUUAAUUGGGCGAGAUCUCAAAUUCCCAGAUUGGGUAAUCAAGUUUCGGGGUGGCAAAGGGAAGAUUGGAUUGAAUUCAAAGAAAUUCUCGCUUCGUGUAUUCCUUGGAAAAGUGUGAAGUCACUGAACUGGAAUGAAUUUAAUGAUCUCUUGAUUCCGUGUGAACCCUUCUUACCUCAGGCGGAAUUUGAGGAAUCGCUCAAACAUCAUCUAAUAAAAGCUUGCGGUUCAUCCACUGCGAUUUCUUCGCCGAUCUCUAUUCAAUUUAACGGCACAACACUCAACAUUUGCCACGCAACCCUGCUCGCGAGCUGGAUUGACCGAAGAGGCGACAAUCCAUAUAGGCCAGCGGAAAUUCCGUAUGAAUUUAAAUUGGUCGUUCGUGGACGUAGAGAUGGUUUCUCCCCAGAGACCUUUCAUCAGAAAUGCGAAGGAAUUCCCAGGACCAUAACCGUAUUCAAAAUAAACAAUAGUGCCCUGUGCGGCGGUUAUAACCCCCUGGACUGGAAAUAUGGCCACACCACCAGUGAUAGUUUUGUCUUUUAUUUUGAUCACGACAGGGCGGAUAUCGAACGGCUCAACGGAUUCGCUAUUCAAAAACGACAAGGAUAUGGGCCUUGUUUCGGUGAAGAAUUAAUAGCCUUUCCCGAUGGGAAACGCGCGAUCAUGAUGAAAGUCGAUGAAGGCCUCGAAUCUCUACAAGUGAUAGACUAUGAAGUUUUCCAGAUAAUGGAUAAGCCUCGAAGAUCUAAUUUCGCAUCCACUGCACACGAUAAGAAUGUUAAUACACACAAGAAACGAUAG